AUGUCGCGCCGACCGCGCACUUGUCCGCGGACAGAGCUCUCCUCCGCUAGCGCUUCCCCCUCCGCGCGCCCGUUUCCGAUUCACGGGGAGCUGCUGGCGGGCGUGCUCGCGCUGCUGGACCCGCUGCUGCUGCUGCGCGCGCGCCUCGUGUGCGCGGAAUGGUGCCACGUCAUCAGCUCGUCGCGCCACCUAUGGCAGCGCGUGGUGGAGAGACAAGUGGCGCUGGCCGAUAGGGCACGUGCUGGGGCGGAUAUCGCCACGGAGGGAGCUGAAGGGGGAGGAGGCGCGGGUGACAAGUGGAAUAGGUCGGGCGGGAGCGAAAAGAAGGGUGCAGCGGGGAGGGGAGCAGAGGAGGGGGGCGGAAAGGCCGGGAGUUGGGGCGGGGGAAGGGAAGCGGGAAGAGGGGAGGAGGGCGCGGAGGGGAAGAGUGGAGGAGAGGAGGUGGAGGGGAUGGGGAGAGAGGGCGUGCGCGCGGCCGUGGGGUUGGCAGUGGGGGCGGAGCAGAGGAGACGGUAUGGGCGGGGGGAAGUGAGGGCGUGUGUGAUGCGCGGCCACACCAGGGGGAGGGUGGGCAGUGUGGCGAUGCGGCAUGGCGUGGUGGCCACUGGCGGCUCAGACGAUGUAAGUCCCGCACUGACUCACUGCCUCCCCAUCCCUGUUCCCGCACGCCCCGCUCUCUCCUCCGCGUAUGUUUCUGCCUCCUCCUCACCUUUCUCCCCGCCUGCCUGCUGUCAGACGGCUUGCUUCCCCUCUCCAGCUGCUCAGCCCAUCACAGCCGUUGAUUUAACCGACAUCAUGCUCCUUGCAGCAUCCGGCUCGCAGGUCUUCGCGUGGAACAAGGAGACCGGGAAGCUGCUCAGAAGCUUCGGUGGCCACCAUCAGCGCAUUCGCACGAUGAGCUACGAUGACACGGACCUGCUAGCAGCAUGUAGCGACGGCACUGUUCAUGUGUACGACAUAUACAGUGGCAUGACCACCCACAUCCUCCGCCCACACGCUCGGGCGCGCGGUGGGGCGGCAGCCAUGAGCUACAGUGCCACCAUGGGCCUGCUGCUGUCGGGCGGCACGGACGGCACGGUUCGUCUUACUGACUGCCGCUCCUCACUGCAAUUGCACACCCUUCUCUUCACCGACCCCACCCCAGUGACCUCUGUGCUUCUCUCCGCUCCAAGCCACCGAGUGAUGGCAGCUUCCGCAUCCGGCCACCUGCGAGUAUGGGACCUCAGGUCCCCCUCUCGCACUCUCAUGGAUACCACCAUCUCCUCCCCCACCCACACCACACUCGCCCUCCCCUCCUCCCCACUCGCGCUCCCGCCUGUUCUGCUGACAGCUGGCACCACGGGAUUGGUCCAAAUCCUGGACGCCGCCUCCCUCACUCCCCUUCGCCGACUGCCCCGCCCGCCACUCGCUGAGCUGGCACUGGGCAGCGGAGCAGGGGUUGCAGUUGAGGUGGAUGGGAGUGGUGGGACAGGAGAGGGGCAGGGAUUAAUGCGAGGAACAGGGUGGGGCAUGAGGGAAGGUGGGGAAGAGAAGGCGCAGAGCCAGGGUGGGCAGAGGGGUGGGGGCAGCGUGGAGGUGCAUGCUUUGAUCGGGGGAAACGGGGCAGCUGCUGGUGUGAGCGGUAGGGGGGUGUCGGGAGGAGUGACGGCUGGGGUGACUGGUAUCGCUGCAAGAACAUCCACCUUUGUCACAUCGCAUGUCGAUGGAACUGCAACCUUAUGGUUUGCUGUUUUGUAG
Molecule: messenger RNA, 1737 nt
Organism: Closterium sp. Naga37s-1
Lineage: Eukaryota; Viridiplantae; Streptophyta; Zygnematophyceae; Desmidiales; Closteriaceae
Source: the annotation of a GenBank genome assembly